Molecule: messenger RNA, 2354 nt
Organism: Bicyclus anynana (squinting bush brown)
Lineage: Eukaryota; Metazoa; Arthropoda; Insecta; Lepidoptera; Nymphalidae
Exons: 1
Coding region: 176-2275 (699 amino acids)
Source: RefSeq, a predicted model, not a curated record
AUCACAAAAACUAUUUAUUGUCGUUUAAGUUAAUAUUUUAAAUAAAAAUUGCAAUUUUACAACUUUAAAACUUUGUUGAUUUAAGAAGAGCUUUAUUGUAACAAUGCUAGUGUUAUUGAGAAAGUGAAGAAAACUGAAUGAGUGUUCUCAUAGAAACUAUUCAACUUGGCAGGUCAUGGAGCAAUUGUACCUGAUUGAAAUAUUCAUAGACACAGUUACAAUAUAUGCAUCUGAGGAAGACGAAAAAAGCGGUGCAAACAAAAACCUCAUAAUAAAAAUAAAAUUUGGCCCCAAAGUACAAUUUAUUAUCAAAGAGGGCCAAUUGGCUUUGAACGACAAGAAAGAUGAUAUCAUAGAAAGUGAUGAAAAUGGAAAACGAAAAUGGACUAGGACAAUAAGAGUAGGGAAAUCAUAUUUAUUCCCAUCUUAUCCUGACACAGUGCUUAUGACACUAAGCAAGUUUCCACUUGAAAUCGAAGUAUGGAACGAUGAUGUAAACGAGGUAGAAAUAUUUGUUGGUAUCGGUACAAUGUUUUGGGAGACUGGAUUCUACCAUAUGUUAAAAGAAACUGCUGAACCAUGUAAAGUCCAUCAACCGCUAUCAAUAAAACAGAAUACAGUGCUCUUUGCCGAGUGUUGCUGUAGACGAGUGGGCGAGAUAGCAUUUAUUCUCAGAAUAAGCGCUUUAGGCGAAACUAUAACUACAGAGUUCCAACAACUUAUGAAAGAUCCCGAUAAUUUUGUUUUUAGAACCGACAAAGCUCCAAGUAUGUUUCAAUGUAAAAGAAUUGAGGGCGAUGAUCCGAACUUUUGUAUGGUUGGCAGUCUAUACGAAACGACUACUUUAGAAGAUCCAACUGUAGUUAAUCAAGCACAGCAAAAAAUUGAAAUUUGCACAGAGUUACAGAGCUGUGGUAUCAAACAAACCGAGGAUGAUUAUAGUUGCAGGCACGACACUGAAGACACAACUCCCAAAAAGAAACAUCCUAUUGAUAAGAUUAAAAUGGGUGAUAUUGUAGGACCAUGUGGUAAUACAAAUUGUCCAUUAGCUCAUAAAAUUAAAACGUAUAUUAGAAAUCUGGAUACUUAUAAACAAGAAGCUGAGGGUAAAGUCACUGGUGAAAAGGGCAAAAAGACAAGAAAGAUUUGUGGUAGUUGUGAUUGCAAGGACGAUCGAUGGCAUCGGGACACAUGUCCUGAAAACUUUAAGGACGAUAAAUUCGUCAAGGUAGAAUGUAAAGGUUGCGGUGGUGUUACUCAAGCUGGUAAAACUUGCGAAGAUACCAAAAAUAAAGUCUUUGGUACUGGCUCAAGCAAAAAUACAGUUGCAUAUGUUUAUAGUGUAACUGAAACGACCAGUUAUAAAGAAUCUUUGUUCGGAAAAGAUUUUAUAGUAGAAAAUAUGACCGUCAAUUUCGACGACGAUGAAGAUCUCGCUGCUUACAGUAAAGGGUGCGCGUGUGGUAAACCAGGAUGCACUUGGACUCAAGAACAGGAAGAUACAAAAAAUAUUCCGAUCGCAAAACCAGAGCCGCAGGACAAAAUAAGCAAAUCUUGUUUGAAACCAUCUGAAAACAAAGAGCCUGGCAAUGUUCCUAGCAAUCUAACCCAACCUUUAGUAUACAAUGUUGGUGUCAAAGAAAAAGAGUCUAAACAACCAAUAACCGUUGCCAACUGCGCCGUGGUGCCUGAUGACACAGAGUGCAAAUGUAAUCCACCCAAACCAAAGCCGCCAUGCAAAACCUUCGACUGCGAAUGUAUAACAGAAGCUGUUAACGUCCAAAUGCGAAAACAACACAAACCGUACUGUCCAUCUUACAAACACAAAGAUACCUGUCCUGUGACAGUGAAGCACGAAGAAGACGGUAAGAAACUUGAAGAAGACGAGGAUGAAGUUGAACCGCUACCAUACGGUUUGCCUCCAAUAAAACUCGGGCCCUGUCCUGUAAUGGGAAGACCUUGUUCUUACCCAGAUGGAUUUGCUAGAAUGUACAAAACAGCAGCGUUACCCGCCUUGCCACCAAGUUACAGUGACGCAGGUAAGGUAUGCUGUUCCAAGGAAUACGAAAGAAUAAAGAAAGCUUUGAAAGAAUACAUGAAACACGAGAAAGACAACGAUUAUAGAUGCGUUAAUAGAUUCAACGUGGACACUGAGAGGAGAUGCUGUGACAAAGAAGACAUACUUCAAGCGUUGACAGGUAAAAGUUGCUGCGGUUCCCACAAGAUGGCGAUACAAGAGAAGUUCAAAUUGCAAGAAGAAAACAAAAAGUCUUAAAUAUACAAAUAUUGAUAUUUUAUUUUGUAACCCAUUAGUAUAAUUAUAAGAUCUAAUUAAACUUAUACAACUAAAACGU